AUGGGGACCCCGGAUCGCCCGGAUCUUCGGGCUGCCGAUUCAGCACCGGCUUCGGUGGGGCCUGAAGAUUCAGACCUGGAUGAGGAGCCGGCCAUGGACUCUGAGCACCAGGCUGUUUGUGACGAGAUAUUGGCCCCAAAACAAGCCGUGAGCCAAGAUUUUGAUCCCAGCCCCGUGGAUACUCCAGGCUAA
Aspergillus melleus is the source of this 192-nucleotide messenger RNA. RefSeq lists its product as uncharacterized. Lineage: Eukaryota; Fungi; Ascomycota; Eurotiomycetes; Eurotiales; Aspergillaceae. Bases 1 to 192 code for a protein of 63 amino acids. The record is from RefSeq and is a predicted model, not a curated record. The transcript has a single exon.